This is a messenger RNA of Hymenoscyphus albidus, 2292 nucleotides long. The record is from the annotation of a GenBank genome assembly. Lineage: Eukaryota; Fungi; Ascomycota; Leotiomycetes; Helotiales; Helotiaceae.
CCUCUGGCUGCAGAUCACAGCAACAAUGUAAACACCGUGGAACGGGGCACAGAGCAAAAGAAAUAACGUCCAGGACGAAGACCAGCAUUUCCGGGGAUGCCUUCCUUCUUCGACUUCCAGCAAGGCCGUGAUUCCCACCGUGCGACCAGGGAGAGCUCACCUCUCCUCGGUCGAUUUCGAGCUGUGCCGGACACGCAUCGCAGCGGGAGGAGGAGGAAUAGUUUGCUGCCAAAUUUGGGUUCAGGACUGGGAAUAUAUGGUGGGCUCUUUGGAGGGAGUAGGGAAGGCUUGGUAGAUGGAGGGAGCGAAGUAGACAGUUCAGACGACGAAGAGGGCGCCAUAAGGCGGUGGACGAGGAAUUCGAAGGAUAUAUGGCUUGAGCCCAAGCAGGCUGCUGUUGCGAGGGUGGUGGAUAAAUGGUGGACGAGAUGGGCCGUGUUGAUUGUUAUGCCGGCUGCUUUGGUAAGUUUACCAUCACAAUAUCCCACAAAGAACCUCUCGUUUCCCAGUAUCUAUGAGUGCAAUGGCUAACACGAAACGCUAGGCUGUUGCGUGGUGUGCCAUUCCAAUUCCCAAAUACGAGUUGCCGGACGACGACGAUUGGGUUCCACCUGUUGACCCAGGGGCCUCUGGACAUAAGAUACCUGGACAUGGAGAACCACGGGUCGAGAUCAACUUUUGGUUCUUCCUGUUUGUUUACUACGGCUUCUACAACAUCACGGCAUUGAUAUGGAUCACAAAGGUCUUCAACAUCUACAGUUUGAAUUGGUGGCCGCAGAGCUUGGGACUCCCCUUCACAAUAUCUGCAAUAGCAGUGAUCUCGAUCGUGGUUCCAAUACCUGUCUACUAUUUCCCGGAAACGAGGUACUUGACGAACCACAAUACCACUUGGAUAUGCUGGACUUUUUUCACAAUGGCUAUGCCUCUUUUGAUAGCCUUUGCAAUUCUCCUUAACCACGAACGUCACCUUGGACUUCGCCAAUCUCUUUCCGAGACGCAGCGAAUUUUUACUUCUUCCUGGUGGACCGGUGAUGAAAAUACAAUGAUUGCUCGAAAUCGCCCCAGAAGAGCCCCGGUAACGCAAACUCAUUUUGAUCCGAAUGCCUCCCUUGAAGUUGCCCUUGCAACAGAUCCCACAGGUAGAGAACGAUUUAUGAGAAAACGUUGGAUUCCAGCUAGUUUUGUGAGGUUUAUCUGGUUUUGCACCGCCUUAUUCAUCGGAAUGAUGGCAUAUGUGUUGGGAGAGGCGUAUGCCGAGGUGUAUCUACGAACCCUACCACACAAUACUUUGCACACAAUUCUGUAUGUAUACAGUUGGGUUGUGACGGUUCAUUUGCUGGAUGGCUUGGUCGGAUGGAUCCUUGGUGGUGACGAGGGCGAGAGGGUAGGCAGUUACCCUCUCGGUUGGAUUUUCAAACUGUGAGUAUCAAAUUCCCCAUAAUCAAUCGAUAGUGCUAAUACCCUACAGAUACUUUGCCUUGACAUAUCAGACAUACGUUCGCGCCCUAUAUGCUCGUCUUCGAUCACCGGAGCAAUUCAUAUAUCUUCAAAUCCUAUCCUCCACAUUCCUCAUAAUAUUUCUACCUCUCACGAUCUCCAAACCCUUCCACUACAUCCUAAAGCUACUAUCACUCAACGGCCAAUCCCUCCCGGCCUACCAAAAGUUCUGCGCUAGGAACGUUUUCAUCCGCGGAAUCGCAGAAAACGUCUCCAUGCUCGCAUUCCUAGGUUCCAUCCUAGUCCUACACUACGGAAACAACAAAGACGUCUACCCCUACUUCGCCUUCGAACAAGAACCCUCACUCCCUCUGCCCGAUGGCGGAAGUCUGCCUAUCGAUGGGGGAGAACGGUAUAAUUUCCGACUUACCCUCUGGGCUUCCAUGGUGACCUGGGGGUGUGAGACUACUGCAGGUUGGGUAUUAAGAAGAAUCCUUUGGCUUGGAUGGAGUAUUGAUGUUACCGGGGAGGCGAAGAAGGAUAUGGGGUUGCUCCCCGAAUUGUUGCCUACGGGUGUGGUGGUUAUGGUUCAUGUGCUGCAGAAUAUGAUUUUUUCGAUUGCGAGGUUGAGGUUUCAUGCAUGAUUGAAUAAUGAUAGACGGGAUGGGUAAUUGGGGUCUGGAUUUGAGCAUUUUCUUCGAGCAUGGAGUUGGUGGAUUUGGUUUUUGGGGGAACUUUUUUUGGGUGGUUGUUGCUGUUGUUAUUGUUAUACCCGACGUGUUUCCCCUUUUUUUGCGUAGAUAGUAUGAUGCCAUUAUAUAAUGAACCGAAAUUAUGUUUCCUUCCCUCCUUGUA